GCGCGCCCGCCAUGGCCCGCCUGGCCGACUACUUCGUGCUCGUGGGAUACGAUCCCGGCAAGCGCGGGAGUGGGGAUGGACAGGGACAGAUCCUCCAGCGCUUCCCGGAGAAGGACUGGGAGGACAACCCCUUCCCACAGGGCAUCGAGCUGUUCUGCCAGCCCAGUGGCUGGCAGCUCUUCCCGGAGAGGAAUCCCCCCACCUUCUUCGUGGCCGUGCUGACCGACAUCAACUCGGAGCGGCACUACUGCGCCUGCUUCACCUUCUGGGAGGCCGUGGAGAGCCCGCAGCCCCAGAGCCACCCCAGGAAUGGAGAGGGCGAGGAGGGGGAGGAGGAGCCGUCGUCUCCCGUCCAACCUGCCCAGCUCUUCGCUCCCAAGAGCCUGGUGCUGGUGUCCCGGCUGGACCACGCCGAGGUGUUCAGGAACAGCCUGGGGUUGAUCUACACCAUCUACGUGGACGGGCUGAGCGUGUCCUUGGAGAAUGUCAUCGGGAACCUCCUCACCUGCACCAUCCCCAUCACGGGGGGAGCACAGCCUGACGCGGACGACGAAGCAGCGAGGACGAUCUCCCUGGGAGCAGGGGACAGGCAGGUGAUCCAGACUCCCAUCAACGACUCGCUCCCUGUCAGCAGCUGCAGCGUGGCCCUGCUGUUCCGCCAGCUCGGCAUCACCAACGUGCUGUUCCUGUUCUGCGCGGCGCUGACCGAGCACAAGAUCCUGUUCCUCUCCAGCAGUUACCAGAGGCUGACGGACGCCUGCCGGGCUCUCCUGGCUCUCAUGUUCCCCCUCAAGUACAGGCAGGAUGGGCUGAGCUGGGAAAUGUUCUCCCUGCUGGACGUGGUGAUCGCGGAUCUGGACGGUGGGACCGUGAACGUUCCCGAGUGUGUCCACAUCUCCCUGCUGCCCGAGCCCCUGCUCCAGCAGACCCGGGAAGCCCUUUCCAUGGUCCUGGACCCGGAGCUGGAGGUGGCUGAUCUCGCCUUCCUCCCUUCCACCAUUUCCGCCUCUUCCCUCAAGAUGCAGGACAAGGAGAUCCGAGCCGUGUUCCUGCGCCUGUUUGCACAGCUGCUGCAGGGCUACCGCUGGUGCCUGCACAUCAUCCGCAUCCACCCCGAGCCCGUCAUCCGCUUCCACAAGGAGAACCCCUACCCCGCAGUGACCAUGCACAAGGUGCAGAAGCCCACGGAAGGUUGUCACCUGCGGCUCCACCAGAAGCCCUUUCCCCGGCUGGACGAGGGGACGGUGCAGUGGAUCAUCGACCAGGCCACGGCCAAGCUGCAGACGGCCCCUCCGGCCGUGAAGGCCGAGAAGAAGUGCAUGGUGCCAUCGGGGCCCCCCAUCGCUGCCAUCCUGGAGCGCAACGGCAACGCCCUGGCCAACAGCGCCCGGCGCCUGGAGGUGGUCAGGAACUGCAUCUCCUACGUCUUCGAGAACAAGAUGCUGGAGGCCAAAAAGCUGUUCCCGGCGGUGCUGCGUGCCAUGAAGGGCCGGGCCGCCCGGCACUGCCUCACCCAGGAGCUCAACCUGCACGUGCAGCAGAACCGGGCGGUGCUGGACCACCAGCAGUUCGACUUCGUCAUCCGCAUGAUGAACUGCUGCCUGCAGGACUGCACGGCCAUGGACGAACACGGGAUCGCCGCCGCGCUCCUGCCGCUGGUCACCGCCUUCUGCAGGAAGCUGAGCCCGGGCAUCACACAGUUCGCCUACAGCUGCGUGCAGGAGCACGUGGUGUGGACCAACAUCCAGUUCUGGGAGGCCAUGUUCUACUGCGACGUGCAGAACCACAUCCGGGCCCUCUACCUGGACAGCAACGAGGAGAACCACGCGGAGGAGGAGAGCACGGAGGAACCCCAGGAAGCCAAGUCUGCCCUGGAGAUCGCGUCGGAGCAGCUGCGGCUCUGGCCCACCAUGAGCCGGGAGAAGCAGCAGGAGCUGAUCCAGAAGGAGGAGAGCACCGUGUUCAGCCAGGCCAUCCACUACGCCAACCGCAUGAGCUACCUGCUCCUGCCCCUGGACACCAGCAAGAACCGGCUGCUCCGCAGCUCCGGCCUGGGGGACGUCGAGAGCGUCAGCAACAGCUUCGUCACCAACAGCAUCGCCGGGAGCGUGGCCGAGAGCUACGACACCGAGAGCGGCUUCGAGGACGCCGAGAGCUCCGACGUGGCCAACUACGUGGUGAGGUUCAUCAACCGCUUCGUGGACAAGGUGUGCACCGAGAGCGGCGUCACCAACGAGCACCUCAAGGGGCUGCACGUCAUGAUCCCAGACAUCGUGCAGAUGCACAUCGAGACCCUGGACGCCGUGCACAGGGAGAGCAAGAGGCUUCCUCCCAUCCAGAAGCCGAAGCUGCUGCGCCCCAACCUGCUGGUGGGGGAGGAGUGUGUGAUGGAGGGGCUGCGCGUGUGCCUCAUGCCCGACGGGCGCGAGGAGGCUGCCGGGGGCAGCAUCGGGGGGCCGCCCCUGCUCCCCGCCGAGGGAGCCAUCUUCCUCACCACCUACAGGAUCAUCUUCAAGGGAACCCCCACCGACCCGCUGGUGGGGGAGCAGGUGGUGAUCCGGUCCUUCCCCAUCGCCUCGCUGACCAAAGAGAAGAAGAUCAGUAUCCAGGCCCAGGCGGAUCCGUUCCUCCAGGAGGGAUUGCAGCUGCGCUCGUGCACAUUCCAGCUGCUGAAGAUCGCCUUCGACGAGGAGGUGGCUUCGGACAGCGCCGAGAUCUUCCGGAAGCACCUGCACAAGCUGCGCUACCCCCAGCACGUGCGCGGCACCUUCGCCUUCACCGUGGGCCAGUCGCCCAAGCAGGCCAUGCAGCCCAAGGCCAAGGAGAAGAACCCCUCGCUCAGGACGCUCUCCAAGAACCUGGUGAAGAACGCCAAGAAGACCAUCGGCCGGCAGUACGUGACGCGCAAGAAGUACACGCCGCCUGCCUGGGAGCAGCGCGGCAGCCAGCACUUCCCUGAGGACAACGAGGACGAGAUCUCAGAGCUCAACCUGCUUCCAACACAGAGGGAGGAGGGAGGUCUUUGGGCAGUGCCCUCGGCUCCUCAGGUGGAAAAUCAUGGAUUUGAGGUGCAGGAGGGCAGCCCCGCUCUGCCCCGCAGCUACCCCGGGCUGCUCAUCGUGCCGCAGAGCAUCCCGGACAACACCAUCCAGCGCAUCUCCCGCUGCUACCGCCAGAACCGCUUCCCGGUGGUGUGCUGGAGGAACUCCCGCACCAAGGCCGUGCUGCUCCGCUCGGGGGGGCUCCACGGCAAGGGCGUCGUCGGCCUCUUCAAGUCCCAGAACGCCCCGACCGCAGGUCCCUCCCAGACGGAUUCCACGAGUCUGGAGCAGGAGAAGUACCUGCAGGCCGUGAUCAAUUCCAUGCCCCACUAUUCCGAUGCCAGCGGGCGCAACACGCUCAGCGGGUUCACCUCGGCACACAUGAGCAGUACAGAUUUCUCCGACAAGAGGCAGCAGCCUAAGCUGGGAUCGCUCAUGAAGCAGGUGAUGGGAGGGAAGGACGAAGGGCCUGGGACUUUUAGCCGCGGAGGGCUGGGUCACAGAGCCCGGGUCAUCACCCUGUCCACCCCCAAGUGCGCGUCGCCGAAGGGCCGAGAGACGCCCCGAGGGAAGUGGGGCAGCAUCCGGGCCAGCGGCCGCAUGAGCAGCUACGCCCUGAACGUGGAGAUCGGGUCCCGCCUGGCCGGGAAGGACCUGCUGGGGGCCCAGCACAACGGGACCCCCGCCGAGACCACCUUCCUGCGGCAGCACCGCGCCUCCCUCUACAUCAUCGGCGACAAGUCCCAGCUGAAGGGGGUGAAGCCGGACCCGCUGCAGCACUGGGAGGUGGUUCCCAUCGAGGUGUUCGACGUGCGGCAGGUCAAGGCCAGCUUCAAGAAGCUGAUGAAGGCCUGUGUGCCCGGCUGCCCCUCCAGCGACCCCAGCGUGGCCUACCUGCGCUCCCUGGAGGAGUCGGAGUGGCUCUCCCAGAUCCACAAGAUCCUGCAGAUCUCGGUGCUGGUGGUGGAGCUGCUGGACACGGGCUCCUCUGUGCUGGUCAGUCUGGAGGACGGCUGGGACAUCACCACGCAGGUGGUGUCACUGGUGCAGCUCCUCUCGGACCGGUACUACCGGACGCUGGAGGGGUUCCGGCUGCUGGUGGAGAAGGAGUGGCUUUCCUUCGGCCACCGCUUCAGCCACCGCGGUGCCCAGACCCUGGCGGGGCAGAGCAGCGGCUUCGCCCCCAUCUUCCUGCAGUUCCUGGACUGUGUGCACCAGAUCCACCUGCAGUUCCCCAUGGAGUUCGAGUUCAGCCAGUACUACCUGAAGUUCCUCAGCUACCACUACAUUUCCAACCGAUUCCGGACAUUCCUGCUGGACUCGGACUACGAGCGGAUCGAGCUGGGGCUCCUGUAUGAGGAGAAGGGCGAGAGGAAGAGCCAGCAGGUCCACAAAUCCAUCUGGGAUUACAUCGACCGGAUCAACAGGAAAACUCCCGUGUUCUUCAACUACAUGUUCGCUCCCGAGGAUGGGGAGGUGCUGAGGCCGUACAGCAACAUUUCCAACCUGAAGGUGUGGGAUUACUACACGGAGGAGACGCUGUCCGAGGGCCCCUCCUACGACUGGGAGCUGACGCAGGGGCAGCCGGAGCACGUGGAGGAGCCGGACCGGCAGGACACCGGAGCCCCCCAGAGCAAGCGCAGGAUCAUCUGGCCCUGCUACGACAACCGGAGCCGUGUGGAGCCCGACGCCAUCUCCAGGCUGCUGCAGGAGCUGCACAACCUGAAGACGGAGCUGGGGCACGUCCAGGAGCGCUGGAAGGAGACGUGGGACGGGGUGAAAGCGUCGCAGAGAACUGAGGCACGGCAGGAGGGCAGCAGGACCCCCAGCUCCCUCCUGAUGUCCUCGGGGCUGUCCCACCACCGGCGCUCGCUGGGCGUGUACCUGCAGGAGAGCGGGGUGGGCUCCACCCUCAACCUCAGCCUGGACAGCGACACCAGCAGCACCUCCACCCCGUCCAGCGGGAAGCCGGGCGGGCGCCGCAGCACCUCCACCCUCUACAGCCAGUUCCAGACCUCCGAGAGCGAGAACAGGUCCUACGAGGGCUCCCUGUACAAGAAAGGCGCCUUCAUGAAGCCGUGGAAGCCUCGCUGGUUCGUGCUGGAUAAAACCAAACAUCAGCUCCGGUACUACGACAGCCGGAUGGACACGGAGUGCAAAGGGGUCAUCGACCUGGCCGAGGUGGAGUCCAUCACCCCGGGGACCCCCACCAUGGGGGCCCCCAAGACAGUGGAUGAGAAAGCCUUCUUUGAUCUGAAGACGACAAAACGAGUUUACAAUUUCUGCGCCCAGGACGUGCAGUUGGCCCAGCAGUGGAUCGACCGCAUCCAGAGCUGCCUGUCGGACGCGUGAGCGGCCCCGCGGAGCCGCAAUUCCAGGCACGGCUGCCGGCCCCGAGCCGGGAGCAGAGGCAGCGCCAGGCUCUGCCUGAGCCUGGGACUGAGGAGAGGAGGGGAUGGCCUUCCUCCCGCCCGCCCCGGGCAGGGCGGGGCCGUUUCCCGGGGGUAGGACGGCGCAGGGAGGGAUUCCUAAGGCAUCCCUCGCGUUGGAGCGGGCGGGGGGACCCGGCCCCGCCCGGCCCUGUCUGAGCCCUGUCGUGACUCCGUGUCCUCCGUGUGCCCGAGCCCCAUCCCGCGCCCUGGGCAGGGGGGUCCUGGCCCCGCGCCCCCACCCCCCACUGCUGGAGGAGCAGGAGCUGCCCCUCAUCCUGCCACCACUUGCAUGUCCUGCCAGAGCCCCCCGGAACCUGCCCUGCUCCUCCCACCGGGAGCGUGUCCUGGGCUCCGCUCCCGUCCCCGGGGAUGUGCAGCGCAGGGGAUGGCGGAGGGGACACAGCGGAGCCCUGGGACGUCCUGUGUCCCAGCCCCGGAGCCCCCGCGCUCCCACACAGGAUCGGGAAUGCUGGGAUGCUGCAGGCGCCGUGUCCCGGAGGGGACGUGGCCGUGGCCGUGGCCGUGGCUGGAGCCCCCUCGGGCUGUGCCGGGGUCCCUGUGCUGGCUGGGACAGUCUCUACCUCCACGGCCAGACCGGCUGUCCCGGGGGGGGCACGUUCCCUGUGGGAGGUGCCAAACGCUGGAGCCUCCUGGGUGCCCCUCUGACCCCUCGUGCCGGGGGGGACCAGCCCAGCCCCCUCCCCAGGGUGAGGGUCCCCUCCGGGCGGUGGCGAUGACGGGGCUGGCACAGGCCGGGACAGUGGCCCUGCAGGUGCCACCUGGUCUCUUUGCACAGGUCACCCCCCAGAACCCCCUGUGUGAAGGGGGGGCAGCACCAGGAGGGCACCACACACGCUGAGCUCUUCUCCCCCCACCCCAGGGCUGUCCCUUGCCCCGAAGCCCCCCAUGUUCCCCCCUCUGUGCUCUGCCUGGGGGGCUUGGCUGGAGCCCCCGGCCCCCCGGAGGGCAGGUCCGUGUCCCCCCUCACCCCUCCCCGCUUGCUGCCGUGUCAGUGAGGGGGACCCUCGGUACAGACCCUGCUCCUGCAGCCCCCCCGCACUGGUGUGAACUGGGGGGUUCAGCCCCAGCCCAGGGGCCGUGGGGGGAGCCCGACCCGGCACCGUGUGGUCUCUCUGGCCCCGCUGCCCCCCGGACCCCCCCGGCGCCCCCAGACUGCCCCCCCACCCCCCGUGUUGUUUUUAAAGCCCCUUUCCCCGUGCAGAGCCCCUUGUACAGUCCCCGUUCACUGCCCCCGCCCGGCUGUGCAGGUGUAACACGGAGGUUUGUAACUUACCUGAGCAGUUGUAGAUUAUUGAAGUUUCUGUACAUUGUGUCAAACAUGCAGAGUCCUUGUAUUGUAUUUGUGCCUAGAGGAAAAGGUUAUUCUAUAAAGAGAAAACUAACGGAAUUUAAUAAAAAAAUUAAUAUGACAGACGCCCUUUUGUCCCUCUGAGCCUCCGGAACUGGGAAA
Lepidothrix coronata (blue-crowned manakin) is the source of this 6944-nucleotide messenger RNA. RefSeq names its product SET binding factor 1 (gene SBF1). The transcript is spliced from 41 exons. The record is from RefSeq and is a predicted model, not a curated record. Bases 12 to 5393 code for a protein of 1793 amino acids. Lineage: Eukaryota; Metazoa; Chordata; Aves; Passeriformes; Pipridae.